GUACACAUUGCGGUGCACGUAUGUGAAUGUGCCGUAGCAGCAGCAAGCAACCAAAUGUGCGCGUCGUCGUCACCGCAUACCGUCGCAUCCGCUGCAAACACACACUGAUCGCCCGCGCUGCGCUGCGUUCGUCAAUCUAUCCUUGUCCCACUCUAUGCAUUCGCCAUUCAUUCCAUACAAUUUCGUAUAUGGCCAACAUCAGUUCGAGUCCGCUGUUCAUAUCGUACGGAUCGCUUUAGUUUUUUCUUGUGUUCAGUCCAUUUUCUGUUGAAACUACUACUAGUAAAAAGAGAACAAUUGAAGUGGAAAAAAACCUCAGCAAAAAAGAACUGAAAUAGCAAAAUAAAAACCCAGAGUAAUUCACAUCGAAUUUGUUUAAUAUUCUAUCGCGAAUUGUUUUUACAAAUUUUAUUGAUUUAAACAAACUAUUGUUGACACUUAUUUGUACAUCAAUUACCAUAUGAAAUUCUAUAAACAAUUGGAACUAAGGAGAACACAAGAAUCAACAUUAAUAUUGUGAACUAAGCAAAAAAGAAAAGAACGAAACUAUUUUGUCCUGUUGAAAUGGAAAAUGUGAAAAGAGCAAAAAGCAAAGCAAAACAAAUAAAAUAGAACACCAUUUCGUGCACUGAAAAUAAUUUCCGAGUGAAUCAAUUUCGACGUUGAAUGAGAAUCAAGUGCGACGACGAUUCAUGAUCAGUAGUGACUCUGUGUGCUGCCCUCAAAACAUAAACAAACGACAAAAAUUCAAUCACAAAUGCUUUGAAUGAGCCGAACAAAAAAAAAAAAAAAGAGAUCACAAAGUGAGGUCUAUUUUUAUAUUUUACCAAUUUCGAUUUGUACACUGUUGUUGCUGCAGUGUGUGAGUGUUUGAUCAUCAUCGACGACGACGUUUUCUGUUCAACUUGAUGUGCAUGUGUGUGAGUGAGUGUGAUCUAGUUCGAAUGUAUAUACAAGUGCGUUGACAAAGAUUUAAUGUGAGUGAUUUGCAAUCUAUUGUUUAUUGCGCACUUCGAUCAAUCAAAAUCUGUAUAUCAACUUAACAAGAGAGAAAAAAGUGUAGGGAAUUUUCAAUUGGGAUACUACCUAGUGUAAUUGCAAAUCCAAGUAUCGACAAAAUCGCCCCAAAUAUUCGUGUAUGUGUGACACUAUGAAACAUAGAAAGCGAAACAUUGUCGUCGUUAGUAACGAUUUCAUUAAUGAACUGCCUUUGUUUCGCAAAAUUUUUGUGAAGUGAGACACAAAGAGAGCAUACUUUUUCUCGAUCACGGCGGGCUCGAUUCACACAUAGAUAUAUAUAUAUAUAUUGAACCGAAACACAGAAGGGUUUUCAUACACAGUGCAUCGUUUUGUUUGAAAAGAAAAGAAAAAAAUUCCAACUACCUCGACUGCCUAAUGGAUUUUUCUAAUUAAAUUAUGUGUGCUACCAUUCGACGACGACCACGACGAUUCGGUGCAUAAAUUUGAUUUUUGCAUAGAACUCAUUUUCGUUCGUGCAUGUAUGUGUAAGCAAGCGUGAGGCCAGUGUUUAUAAAUGCAACAAACACACACAGUGCUCUUUCCAUACUCUGUUAAAUGCUGAUCCAAAUACAGAUUGUGCUGCCGCAUCGUUAUGAUGACGUUAAUGACAAAUAAAUUCCAGCAAUUUACGGCAUCGCAAGCGAAAUUAUCGGCAGUGGUUUCGUUAUUUUGGACGGCUAUUGAAAUUUUUUGAACAUGUGAAAACCAUUAACAAUUUACCAGAAGAAAAAAAAUUCUAUAUCUGCCUUUUAUUUGUUUACGUUUUUUUUAUGCAAGAGAAGAAGAAAAAAAAGAGAAGUGUUUUCCUCCCAAAAAUUGAAAAGAAAGUUUAUUUCGGGUUAUUUUAUGUGUGAGUGACGAUUUGUAUUUAUCCUAAAAAAAAACAACCACUAGCAGUGCCCCAAGUUGACGAAAAGGAAAUCAUUACACAAUCUCACCACAUUUUCAGAGAAUAUUAAAUUGUGCAAUUGGAUUAAAUUUACUCAACCAAAGUGUAUGCGUGUAUGUGUAUUUUAUGUUUGAACGAGAAAAAGAAAAGAAACUGAUCGAUUCGAAGAAUUUCUUUUUCAUUCGUCAUUCGUUUUGUUGUGAGUGCAUUUGAUAACUCAAUAUAACCAAAGAUUUUAUGUGCCCAUGUCGAUCGCUGUCAAUCGCGAUAGAUUUUGAAAUAUUUGAAUUUCUGCAAAAAGUCGAACGAAAACAAUAAAAAAAAACUGUUGGCGCCACACAGGCCCUAUCAAUUCUCUCUUGUUUACAGUGAUUGUUGCAUUUAAGUGCGUGUGAACCUCGACCAAAAAAAAAUCCAUUUACUGGAACAAAGAUUAACAUUGACUUGAUUAUUUUUGGGGAAAUCGAGAAUUUUUGUGGAUUUUUCUUCAAUCGUUGAAAUUAAUCGCAAAGCAAAGACAAAAUACAAAUUUGAGCCAAAUUUGUAAACGGGUGUGAAUGUGUGUGGUGUAAUAAAGUCGAAACAAACGCGAAUCAAGAAAUUUUUCUUUUGGAAUUGGUUAAAAUUAUUCCUUCAAAAUUUGGGAUUACCUUUCAGAUCUGGUGGCUGGGGUAUCAGCGACCACGGAGCAGCAAUCGGCUCCGCCAGCUUUAAUCCAGGGUGGCACAUCCCUGCGGCUUGCUGAUGAGCAUCACAUGUCCAUUACCGCUACUGAAAAUGCAGGGCUUGGGCCUUGUGAACUUCCACUUCCCGAUCAGUGGCUAUCGCAUACAUCAGCAUCACAUCUAUCGCAACAGUCCAUAAAUCCGUUGUUGCUAUCGCCACGUGCUGCUAAUAACAAUAAUAAUAUCAACACAAACAACAACAAUAUAACGAAUAACAACAAUUUCAGCAUACCGCAACAACAGACACAAGUGCAACAACAAUCACCGAAUAAUCAACAAAUUAAUCAGAAUUCUUCGAAUCAGACGAAAAUAAUGAACGCGGUCGCAUCGGCAGUGGCAUGUCCACCAGCUGCAUCGAAAAAAAUUCGAAGACGCCCAGAAAAUAAGCCACAAUCACAAAUCAAUAAGUGUAAUAAUGAAAAACGUCGACGCGAGCAAGAAAAUGAAUACAUCGAACAAUUGGGCGAAUUUAUUCACAUUAAUAAACGGGACAUGAAUGCUCCCAAACCCGACAAAGCAGCUAUUUUAAAUGAAGUUGUAAAACACUAUAAUAAACUCUGUGAAAAGAACAAUCGCAAGUGCUCACCAACUUGUUCCGAUUCAUGCACAAUCCAUCCGGUGCAACAAGGGGACGUCUCAUCAACAGAAUCACAUUUACCCGAAUCGUCAUUGAACGGUUCGCCAAAUCCAGAUAUUUUAGCUCAAUUCAGAGCACUUGAACACUAUAUAUCGACAUUCGGUUGGGCAUUGAUCCAAAUCAAUUCGGACGGUAUCAUUGAAACGGUUACGGAAAAUAUCAAAGAACUGAUCAAUUUCACAUCGACCGAUUUGCUAAAGCAACCAAUCUAUUCGUACCUGCAUCCCGGCGACCAUGCCAAAUUGAGUCCAUUGCUGAAUAAUAUGUCAUUUCAAUUGAACAGCUGGGAACGACAAGAUGAUGGUCAGUCGGCACAAAGUAAACGCAACAUACAGAAACGUAUUCGUAUGUUGGUAAAGCAUCAAGAAAGUGGCACUGAAACAAUGGAACAGAAGCAACAACGUCAAGAUAAAUAUGAAGAAGUUGUUAUGUAUGCAGCAGCACCAUUUAACAAAGAAAACGGCGAUGAUAGUUCACCAGUUUUGUGUUUGAUCGCACGACCCGAGGACGAACCAUCGAUUGAAUCAACGAUGCAACAGCAGCAACAGCAACAACAGCAAAUACAAACAAACCAAUUAGAACAAUUAACAUUUCGUCUAGACACAUCGGGCAGUAUAUUGAAAGUGAAUCACGAAAAAUUGCGAAAAUCAUAUGCGCAAUCACUAACCAAAGAAAAUUGCCGAACCAUUCAAGAUAUCACACAUAUUCAGGAUUUGCCGCGAUUACAGAGUCAUCUGUCGGAAGUGAUACAGACAAAAACGGCCCAAUCGGCGCCGUAUCGCAUUCGAUUUGGCCAAGACGUGUACGUGUAUGUGAAGGCAUUUUCACAAUUCUUUCCGAAUAGCAAGCCAAACGAGUGUGAUUUCAUUAUGUCAAUCAAUACACUGAUCACCGAAGCCGAGCUGGCCAAUUUUGAUACACAAAGCGUCAAUAAAACGACAACAAUGUCACUUCCAAGCACGAGUCAAGUGAAUUCACACAAUUCAAACAUGGGCGGCCCAUUAAUGACAAGCGUUAUGAAUGGCUCGAGUAUCGUAUCGCAAAUGCAAAAUCCACUAAAUGACACGGGUCUACAAGAUUCGUCACGAUGCGACACAAUUUUCACAUCGGAUUCGUUUGAAUUUCCGUUCACUGAUUCAUUCGAUAUGGAAUCGGUUGGCGUUGCAUGGGAUUCAAGGCCGGACUCACGAGCGAGUGUUACACCGGUUAGCACACCUCGGCCAGCCUCCGAAUUCAGCCCGGUUGCAACCGUAUGCCAGUCACCAUUGACUGGCUAUCACGCCUCACAACCGAGCCCACUACAGAACCACAACAAUAACAACAACAACACGAAUAACAAUAACAAUAAUAUGUUGUACAAUAACAACAAUCACAUGCCGAAGGCGCCUACAACAGUAUCUCAUAUGACGACUCAUACGUCGAACAUAUGUGUCGUGUCUCCGAUAACGCAACAACAGCAGCAACAGUCGCAACAACAGCAGCAGCAAACACAACAACAACAGCAGAUUUCAUCUGCUUCACACACUUCAUCGGAACGAUUACGAAAUCUGUUGACCAAUUCGAAGCGACAGCCGAAUGCCAUUGCUCCAGGUGGUGAUAGUGAACAAGAGCAGCGUGCUGCGGCCCAUCACAAGAUUCUGAAAGGACUGCUGGAUGCUGAUGAAGAAAAAGACAAUGUGAACAAUGCAUUUGUUAACAAAAUGAAUGUUCCGAAUCAAACGCCACCACAGCAGCAACAACAGCAGCAACAGCAGCAACGGAUUGCCGGCAAUCAAAGACCCGGUGGUAGCGAUUCGAAAAACGAUAAUCCAAUGUUGAUGCAUCUUCUGAACCAUGACGAUGAUAACAUGGACGGUCGAAACAACCAGCGAAACAGCAACCAGAGUGAGCUGUUGAGACAGUUGCAGAAGGAAGAGACGCCGAAGGAUCAUCAUCACAGUAUGACGGCCAUUGGAAAUGAGGAACUUAUUCAAAUGCUCCGGUUUCAGGGCAACGAUUUUCCAAAUCGUAAACGAUCGUCAAACGAUUCCGAUGACAGUCCAUUGGCCAAACGUACCGAGGACAAACCGUCAAAACUGCGUGAAAAGAACAAAAUGUUGGCAUCACUUUUGUCGAAUCCAUCGAAAGCGCCGACCACAUUCACGACGAUUCCUGUAGUGAAAACCAUUCCUGAUAUACCUCAAUCGCGAUUACCCGAUGCGCAACGUGUAUUCCAGCAACAACCGUCACCAAAUACAACGAAAUUGACUCCACAACAGUUGAUGAGUUUGCAGCAGCAGCAGCAGCAACAACAGCAGCAAAUGAAUCAACGAACACCGGUUCAACCAGCGAAUAACCAGCAAAUGCGUAAAACAGCCACAUCGAUGAUCGGUCCAACGGCGAUUAGUCGGCCGCAAGAUUUUCACUUUGAAACUGGCACGUUUGCCACCUCAACAGCUGCAACGCCAAUCCAACCGAGCGGUGGAGAUACCGAAUUAUCAGAUAUUGUAAACAGUGUGAUCGAUAUGUUCCCGGAAUACCAGGGCAAUUUGCUGAGUGGAAUUUUGAAUCCAGAAUCAUCACCGAGUCAGCCGAGCCAACAGCCACAAAAUCAGGAAGAGAUGGCCAUCAAUGCCAUUACCAAAUCACUGAUGCAAAUCGAAAGUACCGGCGCAUUCAAUAGCAGUCCACCCGCGUAUUCAAUGCAUAACGUUAACACACAGUCUCAAGGUUUUCCUCCGCCACCAGUUUAUACACAACGAAGAAAUGCUGUCGGAAAUACGACAAACAACACAAACACCAGCUCACCGCAACCAACACCAGCCAUGCGGCUACAGUUCCAACAGCAAAUGCAACGCGACGCAAUACUUCAGCAACAGCAGAAAGAACGUUUAUUGCAACAGCAACAGAAACAAUCUCUCGUUGUGCCAGUCAAUGCAACCGCAACCGAACAAUUAUAUAUGAAUUCGGGAAUUUCAAACUAUGAUCUAUUGAACAAUGUACCGCCGAAUGUUUCACUACAACGAAGUGCGAAUGUUGUGCCUGAUACACAGUUAAGUCCCGGAUUCUCACCGAAUUUGUUGCAACAGCAACUCAGUCCACAGCAGCGGGCACCAUUUAGCCCACAACCAAAUCAAAGUAUUGGAUAUCAAUCGUUUAGCUCGAGUACUGGACAGAAUCAGAUAUCACAACAGCAACAAUUUUCUCAGGGCAACCAAACUCAGCCACAGCAAACACAACCGAAUCAACCUCAGACACCGCAAACGCAAUGGAAUACAUCAAGUCUACAAUCUCGUUUAUCAGUGCAACAGCAACAGAAUCCGAUGCUAAAUGCACAACUACAGCAAAGUGGCUAUAAUAAUGCGGCCGCCCGACAAUUCCAAGCACAACGACAGCGUUCGCUCAAUUCGCCGGUGACGCCGAAUUUGCGGCAAAAUUCAUUUUCCGAAGGUUUCACCGAACCGCCCAGUCCGACGACACAAAAUUCGUACGGUCCAAACAUGUUCAACAACCAACAGAUGCGAUUGGCACGCCAGCAAAGUAUACCGAAUGCAACGCAGCAUCUGCCUGGAUCGCCACGCUCUUAUACAGAUUCCGCAUACACGAUGAUGUACAAUAUGCAUCCGUCUGGAACAGCUAACGAUUACUAUGGUCGUACACAGGUUUAUGCACUGAAAUCGAUGUACGAAUUGGGAUUUCGAUUUGACGAGUGCAACAGUUCCAUUUUAUUUGGUAGUGUGAAUAAUACCGGACACUCGUCUGAGUUUGUGCGACGCGAACUGCGCACCAUGGUGAGCGAACGAACGAUGAACAAUGCGCGACCACCGCAAAGUCCGAUCGGACAGAAUGCGAUGAUGGGAUCGACCGCUAAUGUAACUGUCAAUAAUAAUAUCAACACUAAUUCAAACAACGUGUCAAUGUCGAUGGCUGUGCAACAGCAACAACAACAGCAGCAGCAGCAACAGCAGAUGACCAACAACUCAAUGAUGAACUCAUCGGAUAUGAACUAUUUCGAUCUACCGACACCUGGUACAACAGUUCUAGACACAAAAACCACGGCUUCUCAAUGGACUAGCGGAGAAACCGCUGCGACGAGGUCGAAUAUUUCGGAGGAGCCACAAAUCGGUGACCCUAAAAACUCAUCGCUCCUGCUACAGAAACUGUUGUCUGACUAAAGAAAAAAAAAAUCGCAAUUGAAAGUGACCUAAAAAGCUGAACGAGCCGCUCUCCUGUACAUCAAAAAAAUUGAAGAAUUUAACUGGCUUGCGUUCAGUGAACAAACGAAAAAAAACACAAGAAAAAAAAACAAAAUCUACGAUGCAGAUGAAAUAUGCCUGUUGUGGUUAAAUCUUGCAAUAUCGUGACCCAUGUAAAGAAAAAUUGAGAAACAAACAAACUGAAAUAGGGAAUGGCGAUGAAAUUUCGGGACGUCGUGGGAAUAAGAUAAAAAAAAAAACAAUUGAAUAAAUGUGAUGUGAUGUUGAUGUCUUAAGUUUUAUGUAAAUAUGUAUUAAAAACAUAUGUGUAAAGUAUAAACAAAAAAAACAAAAUGUAUAGAAAAGUUGUGCAUGUGGCAUGAAGCGAUACGAGCCCGUAUCCAGAGGAGAAAAUUGUGCAAAGAAAUAUCUUUGACUUUGAAAUGAAAGGAAGAAACCAUUAAACGAAACUAAAAGAAACACAGAAAAAAAAAAUCUAAAAAAAAAAGUUAGUUGAAAAAUCACUUUGUAAAUUAAUAUAAAAAGAGGAAAAGUUUUAAAACAACAAUUGAUCAUUUAAUCACUAUUUUUUAUGUUACAUAGUUUUCUUUGCCGACGCAUAAAUGAAAAAAAAAACAACUCUAGAUCUAAACGCUAAGUAUAACAUAUAUUAAAUAAUGAUAAUAUAUUGUAUCGAAAACAAAAAAGCAGAAAACACAUGCAUGAUUUAAGAGAACCUACAAACCUCUUCGCAACAGAUUGAAAAUGUUUAAGAAACAAGAAAUGACAUUUGAGAACACACAAACAAGUUCAAAUUUGAAUGAUUUAUUCACACACACACGUAUAUAAAUGAAUGAAAAAUACAAAACAAGCAUCCAUUUCAUGUUGGCAGAAACAAAAAAAACACACACACAGAGACACUGAAAUGGCGAUAAAGUUUAUAUUUAAGAAGAAAAUGAAAUACCUGUUUGUCUACUAGAUAUAGAGAAUCCAAAACAACAACAAAAUAUGCAAGCGCCUGACAUUUCAAUGUCAUGCCGCGUUGCAGAACAAGGAAGAAAAUUUAACUGAAAAUAGAAAAUACCUCUAUUGCAGUUCAAAGUUAAGUAAACAAAUGGCAAGAAAAAUUGAAUGAAAAGAAGAAAGAAAAUUUAUUAUUAUUAAAACAAAAAAAAGAAAAGAAAACUAAUUUAAAUGUAUGUAUACACUAUACAGUAACAAUUUAAUGUUUAUCUAUAAAAAAAAAACAAAAAAAAAGAGAGAAAAAAACAUUUAAACUAUGCAUUAUCUAUUCUUUAUAUAGAUACACAGAUCACACACACACACAAGAUGGAUGAAAAACGUUUAAAAUUAAAUAUUUAACGACAUUUGAAUGUAUUUCAACGAGAAAAAUCUAUUUGACGUGCGAAAGAGUUUUGAUACAUCAAAAUCUCCGGAUCAGUCUGUGAAGAAAGGCAAAACCCAAAAUGGAUUGGUCGAACAAAAAGAGACGCAAUUGAAAAGGCUGAAUUGGGAAUGUGUGUAACUGAUCUAUCUAUAUACCGUUUUGGUACGAUUUGAUGCCCGUUGAUAUUUUGUUGAUUCUUGAAAACCCGCUUUCACGCAUCUCAACCCAUCCGCACGAUGGACGAAAUGUCUGCCUCUCUGAUGGAAAGCAUAGGAUUAUCCAACUAAGAUAUUUACAUACACACACACACACACACCCACACACACUAUUUUGAAAGCUCCGAUUUGUUGCGGCGACUAUUUUAUUUUUGUGUUUAAUCGAUCACAAAAAUCAAGCGGUUCAUCCAUCGAACGUUUGUUUUUUCCUCUUUGAAUCGAGUAUCUCUGUGGUAUAAUGAAGUUUGUUUAAAUGUUUUUUUUUAAUGUUUAGUUUUUUUUUUUUCUCUUUCUUCUUUUUCAAAUAAUGUUUUAUGGUAUAAAAAUGCUAGACAUGUAAGCUCAUUGAAUUUUAAACAGCAAACAAUAGAUGUUAGGCAUGUAAACCGGUUGGAAGAGGCGACUUUUUUCACGAUAGAAAAUAUGCCUGUUUGCAGAGUGUGAAUCGAUUGAUUGAAUGAAUGAUGAUGAUGAUGAUGGCAAACCGAUGAAACAAACCCAACUGUACAUUAUAUUGACGUAGUAGUUUUUUUUUUCUUCCUCCUACCCACUUCUUCUUUGUCUUUCUUUAUAAUAAUUCGUUUAUUUUCCUUCACUUCGUUUGAAAUGAUGACAAUUUUAAUUAUAAAUUUUGUGAUAUGAUAUUUAUUAACCGAUAGAAGAAAAAUGCAAACAAGUUUUGUUGAAUUAUGUUUUUUUUUUGUCUUCUGAGAGAGUGGAUGGAUGAAUGAGUGAGCAUGCAUGGUGUCCGCUUGCAUUGCUGCACCACCACCGCCACAUCAAUGAUGAUGCCGCCGCCGCCCGCCAACUUCUUGAACAAUUAUAACUUUUAUUUUCCGUUUUUUACCCAAUUCCGUUGCUGUUAUUUACUGAACCAACCCCUUUCAACCACCAUAGAGUCUUUUUUUUUUCUUCAUAUUUUUAAACUUAACUCUGAUCAAUAGCCUAUCCAUUCUUUUCUGUUUAUUUUUUUCUUUUAUUUUAAAUAUUUUUUUUUCUGUUUUACAAUUCAAUAUUUUCAAUUUGUUACCAUAUAUUUUCCGUGCUUAAUCUUUACUCGAUUUUUCGUGUUUAACUUUUACUCAUUUUUUUCUCUCGUUCUUCGUUUGAUUCAAUGCCCGAUUGAUUGCUUCAUUUUAUUGUCCUCCCACUUCCACAACACUGUUCAUUUAUGUGCAAUUUCAUUUGAAUGCAAUUUCAAAUCCCUGAUAGAUUGAAAUAGAAACAGUACGAAAUGUAUAAAAAUCAACAAACAAAACGGUUUCGCCUGUGUUCGUAUUCGAACGAACAAUGCAAUAGAUUAAAAUAUCCAAACUCAAAUGAACGAAAGAAGUAAAUAAGCCCCUCAAAUACAAAUCAACUGUUAAAAAUGCCGAGAGAGAAAACACAAGCAAAUUAAUGUUAUCAUUUGAGGAAUAAAUAAAGAAAAAAAUCAUACAAAUUGAUUAGGUUUAGUAGAGUUGUUGUUGGUAUUCGGAAUGCAGAUGGUUGUGGUGUGAUGAUUGCUUUUGAUUGUUUGUUAGAGACCAUUGACACCUUGUUGUUAGAGAGAAAAAAAAUAACCAUUUUAUUGUGUGUAUACAGAAUGACAAGAGGAAAACAAAGAAGAAACAAAUGAAAAAAAAAAAUGAAUGAAAAUUAAAACGUACAAUUCGAGCGGCCAACGGAAAGACAAAGAAAAUUGAGCUCGAUUUAUUUUUCGGCUUUUGGAAUGUGAUAUAGUAAGAAAAAGGCGGUUUUCUCUGUGUUUCUCUUUUUCAUGUCAGACCAAAAAAGAAACAAACACACACACGCAGCACACAAAUGAAAUGAUACGAAUCAUCGCGACAUCAAAUAUCGCAGGAGAUGCUGACACAAAGAAGAAAUAUCUGUUGAAAAAUUGCAUGUUUAGAAAAGAAUAUCUAUUGCACCGAAAGAAAUAAAACAAACAGAGAGAAUAUAUUUUGUAAUAAGCCUCAAAAUGAAUUUAUGGACAGCAUAAGAAAGAAGUGAACUUGUUUUUUUUCCGGCAAACAAUCCAAAAUUUUUUUUUUGAAAAGAUUCAGCACUUUUUGGGAAAUGAUCUUUUUUUUUCUCUCUCUAUUUAAAAAAAAAAUUCUUUUUGCACCCAGAGACAGAACGGAAAUCAAGCAAACAGCCGAGCAUUGGCACUCAUUUUGUAUUUUGUAACAUUUAUGAAUGAUUUGCUUCUUCUUUUUUUUUUAAAUCGAAUUCAUUCAUUGGCAAAAUUGAUUUUUCUUACCACUCACACUAUUUGAUACAUACACAUUUUUGAAAAACCCCGCUCCCUCGCGCAACUUGUUCUAAUACUGAGAAAUACAAAUUUGAAGAGAAAAAAAACAAAUGAAACAAACAAAACCUAUAUAUCUACAUUUGGUGGUGUGUAACAUAGCGGUUUAGAUUUAGAAACAUUACAAGUAUACAUACAUUAUAUUACAUUUAAUAGAGUUAAUGCUAUAUAAAUGAGAGAAAAAUGAUGAAACAAGAGGAAAUAAAAAUUAUUGAGAGAAGAAAAAAAUUACAAACACACACACACACACAUCUAAACAAAUGCUAUAUUUAAUGAUAAUAAAAUUUAAAAAGAAACAAAAAAAACCAUAUAUGAAUCUAUUUUGUAAUUAAUAAUUGAUGAAAUAAAACAAGUUGAAAUUCA
Molecule: messenger RNA, 11701 nt
Organism: Sitodiplosis mosellana (orange wheat blossom midge)
Lineage: Eukaryota; Metazoa; Arthropoda; Insecta; Diptera; Cecidomyiidae
Gene: tai
Product: myb-like protein AA
Exons: 19
Coding region: 2665-7425 (1586 amino acids)
Biological process (GO): positive regulation of transcription by RNA polymerase II; cellular response to hormone stimulus
Cellular component (GO): nucleus
Molecular function (GO): protein dimerization activity; nuclear receptor binding
Source: RefSeq, a predicted model, not a curated record